Messenger RNA from Aspergillus aculeatinus CBS 121060, 2343 nucleotides. Its product is annotated as putative beta-glucosidase D. The transcript has 5 exons. Gene Ontology annotation, biological process: glucan catabolic process. Gene Ontology annotation, molecular function: beta-glucosidase activity. NCBI's taxonomy places the organism in Eukaryota, Fungi, Ascomycota, Eurotiomycetes, Eurotiales, Aspergillaceae. The coding region runs from base 1 to 2256 and encodes 751 amino acids. The record is from RefSeq and is a predicted model, not a curated record.
AUGAGAUUCAUCUCAUUUGCCGUAACGGCAGCCUUGCUUGGCUUGACAAGCGCCACGAAUUCUUCAACAUCGGGUCUACUCAAGGCCAAUGGUGUAACGCUGGGAGACUGGGAGGCUGCAUAUGAAAAGGCAUCUGCCUUCGUUGCAGGACUGACUACUGAUCAGAAGCUGGCUUUGAUCACCGGUAGCAGUGUUAGCUCGUCCAAUGGUAACUUCAGUGCCCUAGAGUUCCUUGAUGGGGAUAUGGGACUUCAGAACUAUUUCUUUGUCUCUGCUUUCAGCUUGUCCUCCGCUCUGGCUAUGACUUGGGACCGCGACGCCAUAUAUGCUCAAGCCAAAGCAGUUGGGUCGGAGUUCUACAACAAAGGCAUUCAGGUGGUUGCUGGUCCUACUUCUCAGCCAAUGGGUCGUACUCCUUGGGGUGGUCGUAAUGUCGAGGGAUUCGGCCCUGAUCCCUAUCUAAAUGGCCUGGCUACUGGCCUGUCUACCAAGGGUUAUGUCGAUGCUGGAGUGAUCCCCGGUGGCAAACACUUUCUUCUUUACGAGCAAGAAACCAACCGGACUUCCAGCGGCGGCGGCGGUGGUGGUGGCGGCGGCGGCCCCGGUGGUGCAAACGACAAAACCUUGCACGAAACAUACCUCUGGCCCUUCUACGAUGCAGUGAAGAAUGGUCUUGGCGCCGUCAUGUGCGCAAUGACCAAAGUCAAUGGCACUUACAGCUGCGAAAACUCGGAUCUCCUGAUGAAGACGCUCAAGACAGAGCUUGGCUUUCCGGGUCUGGUCUGGCCCGACAUGAAUGGGCAAAACAGCGCCGAAGGAUCAGCAUUAGGCGGCGAGGACUAUGGCUCGAGCAGCAUCUGGAGCACUUCUACAAUGAAGACUCUUCUGUCGAAUGGUACCCUCACCGAGGCCCGUUUGAACGACAUGACCAUUAGAAACCUUAUUGGGUAUUACCAUGUCAAUCUGGACAACGGCCUUCAACCUGCGAUGCAAGAUCAGGAUGCCUAUGUGGACGUACGAGGCAAUCAUUCCAAGCUGAUCCGCGAGAACGGAGCCAAGUCGAUGGCUUUGUUGAAGAAUGAAGGCACUCUUCCGUUGAAAAAGCCCCGUGUGAUGAGUGUUUUUGGAGCCCAUGCUGGCCCGGUCAUGGGAGGUCCGAAUGCUGCCAUGAACGUCGAAGGGUCUGGCCCGACCUACCAAGGACAUUUAGCCACCGGCACAGGCUCUGGACAGGCAUCUGUUCCUUACGUGAUUACCCCUUACGUUGCCCUAACUAUCAGAGCUGCGCAAGAUGCAACUAUGAUGCGAUGGAUUAUGAACGAUACUUAUAGCUCUAGUGGAGGAUCCACGCUGAUUCAAGAAGGAACUGACAGUACCGCCGUGUCACCCUCCUAUGCCAAUUAUGCUACCAACUCGGAUGUCUGCCUCGUUUUCAUCAAUGCUCUGUCAGGUGAGGGUGCCGACCGCACUGAGCUGUAUAACGAGGAUCAAGACACCAUGGUGAACACGGUUGCAGACAACUGUAAUAAUACCGUGGUUGUGGUCAACACCGUUGGGCCCCGACUGCUGGACCAGUGGAUUGAGCACGACAACGUGACGGCAGUUCUCUACGGAUCUAUUCUGGGCCAAGAGUCGGGCAACGCGAUUGUGGACCUUCUCUAUGGUGAUGUGAACCCUUCCGGCCGUCUUAUCCACACUAUCGCCAAGAACGAGAGUGAUUACAAUGUGGAGCUCUGCUACACUGCUCAAUGCAACUUUACUGAGGGAGUCUACAUUGACUACCGCUAUUUCGACGCCAAGAACGUUACUCCCAGAUACCCAUUCGGUCAUGGUCUUUCUUACACCACUUUCAAGUACUCGGAUCUCGCCAUCAAGACCCCUUCUGCCACGACCAGAGCUCCCCGAGGUAACCAUACCGUCGGUGGAAACAGUGAUCUAUGGGACGUUGUGGGAACCGUCUCUGCGCGCAUCACCAAUAAUGGCACGCUUGCAGGUGCGGAGGUUCCCCAGCUGUACCUUGGCUUCCCAGAUGCCGCAGAUCAACCUGUUCGUCAGCUCCGCGGAUUCGAGCGUGUUGAACUACGGGCAGGACAGGAGUCUAUUGUUACGUUCAACCUGCGUCGUCGCGACAUUUCAUACUGGGACGUGGCUGCUCAGCAAUGGCUUGUUGCUUCUGGGAAAUACCAGGUCUAUGUUGGAGCAAGCUCUCGCGACUUGAGAUUGACGGGAGCAUUCUCUUUGAGAGUGAAGGCUUAGUAUGGUUUGCCAUCGAACUAGCUUGUGCCCAACAUCUUGCCCUGAUAAUAGAGUGCUUACCUGAAGGCUACACCUCCCAGAGGCUUU